Molecule: messenger RNA, 808 nt
Organism: Oryctolagus cuniculus (rabbit)
Lineage: Eukaryota; Metazoa; Chordata; Mammalia; Lagomorpha; Leporidae
Gene: WASHC3
Product: WASH complex subunit 3
Biological process (GO): exocytosis; actin filament polymerization
Cellular component (GO): WASH complex
Source: RefSeq, a predicted model, not a curated record
GGGAAGGGCCACGGAGGCGGGGACUUGAGGAGGUGUUGCGACGCGAUUACCGGGUUGGGCGGGGCCCUUCUGGGAGGGGUGUGUGGGUGAGCCUGGGUCCUCCCGCCCGCCGAGGAGAUGGAUGAGGAUGGGCUUCCACUCAUGGGGUCGGGCAUAGACCUGACCAAGGUGCCAGCUAUUCAACAGAAAAGAACGGUGGCAUUUCUUAACCAGUUUGUGGUGCACACUGUACAGUUCCUCAACCGCUUUUCGACAGUGUGUGAGGAGAAACUGGCAAACCUUUCUCUUCGUAUCCAGCAAAUUGAAACAACUCUCAACAUUUUAGAUGCAAAGUUGUCUUCUAUCCCGGGCCUAGAUGAUGUCAGAUUUGAAGUAUCUCCUUUAGGUGUCACAAAUGAUUCACAUUCUGAAGCCACUUCAGAACCAUCACAACAGAACAGUACACAAGACUGUGGACCACAGGAAAAUGAAGUAUCAGCAGAAAAUAUCUUAACUGUAGCCAAGGAUCCAAGAUAUGCCAGAUAUCUCAAAAUGGUUCAAGUGGGUGUUCCAGUGAUGGCAAUAAGAAACAAAAUGAUAUCUGAAGGUCUAGAUCCAGAUCUUCUUGAGAGGCCAGAUGCUCCAGUGCCUGAUGGUGAAAGUGAGAAAACUAUAGAAGAAAGUUCAGAUAGUGAAUCUUCUUUCAGUGACUAAACUUAAUUUUGAUAAGAAUUAAAAAUCUAUGUGUUAGGGGCAUUUUUGCAUUCUGUGAGAGAGCCUAAACUCCAACUCUUUUUCAUAAAAAUAUUAAAUGGCUGCAUACCCACCA